UUGAGUGGCAGUAGACAGAGCAUAUAACACUUUACCUGUUUCAAGGACGUCAGAUGCUUUUUCCUCAGCGAGACUGAAACAUCACUAAUAUCACAAUCGUAGGGGAUAGAUUUUCAGUCUGGGUCAGGUGCAUCGUAUGAGCUACUAGAUGGCAUCGAUUUCUACGAAAUAUUGGGGCAAUGGAAAGGAUUUCUGGGGAAUGAAUUGGCAGUACGAUCCACAAUGGAUAUUGAACGAAGAACAGAGAGAGAUACAAUUGAAACUGCUGGAAUGCUGUCGUACAGUGAUCAGACCUAACGCAGCAAUAUGCGAUGAUACUUAUACAUUUCCAAGGAAGAGCAUGGAUGCCCUGGCUUCCCUUGGUCUUUUGGGACUUAUCGUGCCGAAAGAACUUGGAGGCCUGGGACAGAAUCACGUGUGUGCAGCCAUGGUUGUUGAGACAAUAGCACGAUAUGGUUGUCCAAGCACUGCUAUGGUCUAUGUUAUGCAUUUAGGUGCAGUCGCUUCUUUGCUUUUCCGACAUCACAAUAACAAAACAAUCCAAGAUCUGCUCAGGAGACUUGACAAUGAUAAGUUGAUUGGCAGCCUGGUGUUCAGUGAUCCCGCAACAGGCGGACAUAAUUGGUUUCCAUUCAACUCCAAAGCUAAGCAAUAUGAUGACGGCACCAUUCAAGUUUUACGUUACGGUGCAUGGGUAACAAGCGCUGGAUUUGCAGAUUUCUACGUCGUUGAAAGCACAAGUCCAUCAUUCGGAGGAGACUUUAUGAACCUGAGUCUGUUCCUUAUGUUUAAGAAUGAAGUCCGUUCCAGCACCGACGACUGGUCAGCGUUGGGCAUGCAUGGUAACCAAUCCAGCCCCGUUGUUUGUGAAGGUCUAUUGUCACCGGACAGACUUGUUGGCUCAUUUGGUGAAUUUCCAUUAGCUGCACAUGAAGUCAUCGACCCAUACUUCCUUCUAUUCAGCUCGGCCUGUUGGAACGGCAUUGCCCUGGGUUCUAUUGAUAUUGCCAAAAAACACGUGAUUAGAACGGAACACGUUGAUAGGGGAAUGCGCGUGGCGGACUAUCCAAUCAUACAGGACUACUUUGGCAAAUCUCUUACGGAAACCAACUGUAGCCGUAUGAUGUUGUUCAGUGUGGCACAAGCCAUGGAUCAAGUGACCAAUGAUAAUGACUGGUCCAUAUACGAUCAACCACUCAUGGCACCCAUUCGAGGUCAGUUCCAUCAUUGGUGUUUUCAAGUCAAAAUCAAAGCUGCUGCCAACGUUAACGCUGUCACAGAUGAAAUGAUGCACGCCUGUGGCGGAGUUGGAUACAAGAAAGAACUAGGUCUAGAACGCCUUCUCCGGGAUGGCAAAGCAGGAUGGAUGAUGGGUGCUAGCAACGAGGUGCUCAGACAAAUUGUUGGAAAAACGAGCCUGUUUGGUCUUGAAGUCUUGGAUCUCUGGGGAAAAGUUUCCGACACACGUGUGCUUAAUUCAGAACUGAGGAAGCUGAGUGCUGAGGAAAAGAAAGAACUGGCUCGUAAACUUCUUAUUGAAGCCAGUAAUGAAGACAACGAUUUCAACCACAACAUCGAGCUUCAGAAUUCCUACCAAGAUUCAGAGUUUGAAAAUCCAUUCAACACAGGUCCUCCAACGAUGCAGAAAUCUUUGGACAUGCAUGACGGGCUGCCCCACGACCCUUGCCUCAAACCUGACGAGUUCACCGCCCUAAAACUGUACUCAGUAAAACCUCUCGGGGAAACGAUUGCCGAGUACACAUUUUCUCUACCCCAGGCCACAGACUUCACGGGAUGCUUCCCUGGCCAAUACGUCCUAAUGAGGAUUGGGAAACAUCAAAGGUUUCUCUCCCCAGUGUCGCGCGCAAAAGAAUUGGGUAAAAUUUCCCUCUUGUUGAAACAUGAGACCAAUGGAAUAUUCUCCAACUGUAUCCGUGCUCUACAAAUCGGUGAUACCGUGGAUUUUCGCGGACCUUGCGGUGGAUACGAGUAUCAACCUAACUCUACCAAGUAUUUGACUCUGGUAGUUGGUGGUAUGUCCUGCCAGCCGGCCAUUCAGAUUAUUCGUGAAAUAAUGGCUAAUCCUAAAGACCAGACCUCUGUGACCCUGGUACUUUGUGCUGCCAGACCAGCUGAUAUUCCUUACCUCCAAGAAUUGCAGAAAUACGCUUUACACGACAAACGCCUUACAGCUUCGUUCACGGUGUUUGAAGUCGACUGCGAUGAUUGGAAGGGAGGAGAAGGUUAUAUCGAUGCUAAGCAUUUGUCUAGUACCCUUCCCCUCCCCACAGAGUCCAGCCAUCGUGUGGUUGUGUGUGGAGGGCCCCGAAUGGCCCUGGGAGUACUCCAGGGGCUUAGAACGCUGGGUUACUCAAGUGAGAAGAUCUUUGUGUACGGGCAGUUUGGGGUUCAACAGAUCAGGGCUGUUUAUGGAAAAUGUGCAAAGCUGGCAGAGCACAGGGAGACUCACAUUAUCAACGGAUAUCAUUAACCAAACGUCUCUAUACGGAUUACCAGAAAAUAACCCUGCCUCUGUGUGCUUAUAACUGAAGAAGUAAACCUCGCCAUCGACAAAAAAAGGAUACCAGGGUUUUCCAAGCUUCUUACAUCCUUCUCUGUACAGUGAGACAUAGAGAGACAAAGUGAAAGAGUUUUUUUAAGUUGAAAACAAUUAAUUGUUCCCACUGGAUCGAAUAGAACUGAACUCGAAAAUUAACUGUGAUCGCUUACGGUCAAACUUGUGCAAAAAUUAAUAAUUUUGCAUGAUUGGUGCGAUUGACUCCACAAGAAUGUGAUUAUGUUUUUGACUACAAGGAUUUUAUUCAUUAUCACCUUGAUUAUUGAUGCUUCUGAUCUUUUGAUCAACAGAUGAAAUCAAGUUUUUGAAUAAGUUUAUCAAGUGAUAAGACCCUAUCUUAAUCCAUGAUAUAUAUCAAUAAAUGUGCUUUGAACAUGGCUAGUCAAUAAAUAUAUACAAAAGAA
Messenger RNA from Stylophora pistillata, 2982 nucleotides. RefSeq lists its product as uncharacterized. The record is from RefSeq and is a predicted model, not a curated record. Gene Ontology annotation, molecular function: flavin adenine dinucleotide binding; oxidoreductase activity, acting on the CH-CH group of donors. NCBI's taxonomy places the organism in Eukaryota, Metazoa, Cnidaria, Anthozoa, Scleractinia, Pocilloporidae.